Gossypium raimondii (Peruvian cotton) is the source of this 2047-nucleotide messenger RNA. Its product is annotated as protein NUCLEAR FUSION DEFECTIVE 4. Gene Ontology annotation, cellular component: membrane. The transcript is spliced from 3 exons. The record is from RefSeq and is a predicted model, not a curated record. Lineage: Eukaryota; Viridiplantae; Streptophyta; Magnoliopsida; Malvales; Malvaceae. Bases 211 to 1842 code for a protein of 543 amino acids.
ACAAAUCAAGUUAUAAAGAUAAGCAAAAUCCGUCCAAAUCCAAAUGGACCGAUCGCCAUCCCAGUUAAAAAGAAAAAAGGUCAAAAUUUCCAGCACAAUAAUGUGGGAAGCCAUGACAGCACAAUAAUUAGCCAUAUCAUUCAUUCACCCAAGUUUCUUCUUCCUUCCUCUCUCUCCUUCUCCUUUUCUGGGAAGUUGAAGCUUUUGACAAUGGCCGUACGAUCAAGAAAAUGGAUGAUAUUAGUAGCAACCAUAUGGAUACAAGCUUUUACAGGGACCAACUUUGAUUUCUCAUCAUAUUCUUCCACAUUGAAAUCAGUUCUUGGGAUAUCUCAACUGCAGCUUAACUAUUUGUCCGUUGCUUCAGAUAUGGGGAAAGCAUUUGGCUGGUGUUCUGGGGUGUUUUUAAUGUAUUUCCCGUUGUGGGUUGUGAUGUUCAUGGCUGCUUUCUUUGGGUUUUUUGGCUAUUCUCUUCAAUGGCUUGUUAUCAAACAAAUCAUUUCCCUGCCUUAUUUCCUGGUAUUUCUUCUGUGUUUGAUAGCUGGUUGUAGCAUCACUUGGUUCAACACGGUGUGCUUUGUUUUGUGCAUCAGAAAUUUCCCAUCCAACAGGGCACUUGCUUUGUCCCUCACCAUCAGUUUCAAUGGCGUAAGUGCUGCUCUUUACACUCUAAUUGCCAACGCAAUAAACCCCAAGGAUGACACCCUCUAUCUCUUCUUAAAUGCACUAGUGCCUCUUCUUGCAUCCUGCUUAGCUCUCAUCCCAAUCAUCCGCCAACGGCCUUUACAGCUGUCCACCUAUACUAUUAAUCAGGAUCCCUUCAUUUUUAUUGUCCUAAAUGUUUUAGCUGUAAUCACUGGCCUCUAUCUUCUCCUUUUAAAUUCACUUUCAUCCGAAGCAUUAAGGGCACGUACUCUCCUGUUGGGUGCCUUAAUCUUAUUAUUCCUACCUUUGUGUUUACCUGGCAUUGUCUGUGAUAGAAACUGGGGUUUUCGUACUAACUCAUCCUUGGUUGACCUGAGUGACCCUGAACUUCAUACGGAAUUGAUAGAAAAGGAUCAAAGUAAUAGCUUGAAUAUUGAGCCAUUUUCUGCAAUAAACAAAGAAGGGCUUUUUGAGAAAGUAAUGGAGAAAGGCAGGUUAACAAUGCUCGGCGAGGAACACCCUGCUAGAUUGCUAGUGUGCAGGUGGGAUUUCUGGCUAUAUUAUGUGGCUUAUUUCUGUGGAGGGACAAUUGGGCUGGUUUAUAGCAAUAACCUAGGGCAGAUCACACAAUCACUCGGAUACAACUCGAAGAUUAGUGCAGUCGUGACUCUCUACUCCUCUUUCUCGUUCUUUGGUCGUUUGUUUUCAGCUGCCCCAGAUUUCUUGCAUGGCAAGGUGAACUUUGCAAGGACUGGGUGGCUAGCUGUUGCCUUGGUGCCUACACCAAUAGCCUUCUUUUUGCUUGCUGUGUCAGGUAGCGAGGUUGUCUUGCAUGCUAGCACAGCAAUGAUCGGAUUAAGCUCAGGAUUUGUAUUCUCGGCAGCAGUUUCCAUCACAUCAGAGCUAUUUGGGCCUAAUAGUGCGGGUAUCAACCACAAUAUCCUCAUCACCAACAUCCCCAUCGGAUCACUCCUGUACGGUCUCCUUGCAGCUUUAGUAUAUGAUUCUAACGUGACAAGUUCAGUCGACAAAAACGUGUUGCAGGAAGCAAUAGUGUGCAUGGGUAGGGACUGCUAUAUGCAGACAUUCAUUUUCUGGGGAUGCAUUUCCCUGCUAGGCCUCAUCUCAAGUUUUCUGUUAUUCUUAAGAACCAGGCCGGCUUAUGACGACCAUGAAACAAAUCGAAAUCGAACAUAGGUUUUGUGGACUAAAAAAUAAAUUCACUCUCCCUUCUUUGUAUUUUCCUUUCAUAUGAUCUCUUAUUUGUAAUGUGCUCCCGGAAAAUUUGAGAAAAUCAUAGACAACUAAAGAAGUGUCUAACCCCUUCCAGCUAGGCUAGAGCUGUUCAAGGAUCGAACCCGAAUAUGAUUUUGUUCAAUGUGAUUCAGUUUGAUUUGAGUUA